AUGUCCCAAUCCAUCCUCGUCACAGGAGCCACAGGUAAACAAGGGGGUGCCUUGAUCAAAAACCUCAUUUCUCAAACCCAACCAAAUCGAUACACCAUCCUCGCUGUUACUCGAAACAUCAACUCAACAAGUGCUCAACGUCUUUUAUCGUCUUCGCCAUCCAUCAAACUCGUCCAGGGUGAUCUGGACUCACCUUCCGACCUGUUCAAGUCCGCUCUGAAGGUUUCGCCAAAUGAUAAGAUCUGGGGUGUUUUCUCUGUUCAAACCGUUUCCUUGAGGGAGCACGAUAUAGCCACUUCGACGGAGGUCAAACAAGGUACGGGUCUUGUCGACGAAGCUCUCAAGCAUGACGUGGAGCAUUUCGUUUAUAGUUCAGUAGAUAGAGGGGGAGAAGAGAAGUCAUGGAACAACCCUACGCCUGUGCCCCACUUCAAAACGAAACACCUCAUCGAGCAACACCUCAAGAGUUCCACCGAGGGGACUAAGAUGGGGUGGACGAUCCUUCGACCAGUCAUAUUCAUGGAAAAUCUCGUUCCGGGCUUUGGCGCCAAGGUAUUCCUCACUGCUUUGAGGGAUACGAUGGGUAGUAAAACAAUGGGUUGGAUAUCAACUUACGAUAUUGGAUUCUUUGCUGCUCAAGCAUUCAUCCAUCCUGAGAAGUAUAAUGGAAAGGCAUUGAGUCUCGCAAGUGAUGAAUUCAACUGGGAAGAGAUGAACGAGAAGUGGAAGGCAACAACUGGAAAAAGGGUACCGACCACGUUCAGUUUCCUAGGAUCAGCGUUGAAAGUGGGAGUGAAAGAGAUGGGAGUGAUGUUGGAUUGGUUUAAGGAUGAAGGGUACAAAGCAGAUGUGGAAGACUUGAAGAAAUUUAAUCCGAACAUGUUGGAAUUGAAAACUUGGUUGAAAACUAAGAGCGACUUCGUGAAGAGAUAG
Messenger RNA from Kwoniella mangroviensis CBS 8507, 933 nucleotides. RefSeq lists its product as uncharacterized. The coding region runs from base 1 to 933 and encodes 310 amino acids. Lineage: Eukaryota; Fungi; Basidiomycota; Tremellomycetes; Tremellales; Cryptococcaceae. The record is from RefSeq and is a predicted model, not a curated record. Gene Ontology annotation, cellular component: nucleus. The transcript has a single exon.